AUGCCCACCAUCUCAGUAGACAAAGCCGAACUUUUCGAACGGCUCGGACAUCACUAUACCACGGAGGAAUUCGAUAGUUUGUGCUUUGACUAUGGACUGGAAUUAGACGAAGACCAAUUAAAAAUCGAAGUACCCGCAAACAGAUACGAUCUGGUCUGUCUAGAAGGUAUCUCCCGCGCCUUACGCGCUUUUCUAGGAAAACAAGAUCCGCCGCAGUAUACACUCGCAUAUCCCCCAGGCGGUGAGAAAGAUCUCAUCACCGUGACUGUCUCCCAAGAGACCCAACGCAUCCGUCCUUUCUUCGCAUGUGCAGUGCUUCGCAACAUCAAAUUUACGCCCAUGAGUUACGCGUCCUUCAUUGACCUCCAAGACAAACUACACCAAAACAUCGGGCGCAGGCGAAGCCUCGUUGCCAUCGGAACACAUGACCUCGACACCCUCACCCCUCCGUUUCGAUACGAAGCUCGUACACCCACUAACAUCGCUUUCGCGCCUCUCGGCAGGGAAACAGCGCACACCGCUGCAGAGCUCAUGCAGAUUUACGAGUCGGACAAACACCUCUCCCGGUACUUGCACAUCAUCCGAGAUUCUGAUGUCUACCCAAUCAUUUAUGAUGCAAAAGACCACGUGUUGAGUAUGCCCCCCAUCAUCAAUUCGGAGCACAGUAAGAUCACGCUGGAGACUAAGAAUGUGUUCAUUGAUACAACUGCCACGGAUGAUACGAAGUUGCAGAUCGUGAUUAAUAUGGUGGCGAGUAUGUUUUCGGAGUAUUGUGCCGAGCCUUUCACGAUCGAGCCUUGCAAGAUCGUCUUUCCUGACGGUUCGACGCGCAUAUCUCCUGAUAUCACACCACGUACAGUGACUGCACGUGCCUCGUAUAUCAACUCCUGCACCUCUCUUUCCCUAACGCCCUCCACAAUUCAGUCCCUUUUAACGCGCAUGACCCUCUCACCCACCCUCUCAUCCGAUGACCCCGACGCUCUAAUUGUCUCACUUCCAUGCACGCGUCCGGACAUCUUCCACGAGGUCGACAUAAUGGAAGACGCAGCAGUCGCGUACGGGUUCAACAACCUCCCAGAUAUCUUCCCCCAGACCAGCACAGUCGCACAGCCUUUACCGAUCAGCAAGCUCGCGGAUGUCAUCCGGAGGGAAUGGGCGAUGGCAGGAUGGGUUGAAGCUGCUCACACUGAAGAAAACUUUUCUUUCAUGAACCGCCCCGACCCCGGUUCCCUAGCAGUAAAAAUUGCCAAUCCAAAAACCCUCGAAUUCCAAGUAGUCCGCACAUCCCUCUUGCCAGGGCUCCUUAAAACCAUUCGCGAGAACCGCUCACACGCACUCCCAGUCCGUGUUUUCGAGCUCAGCGAUGUUGUGUUCAAAGAUACAUCCCGGGAGAGACAAGCACGAAAUGAGAGACAUGCGGGUGCGGUGUGGUGUUCGAGGAGUGCGGGGUUUGAGGUCGUGCAUGGGUUGUUGGAUAGGGCUAUGAAGAUGUUGGAAGUUCCGAGGGUUGGGAGGGAUCCUGCGUACUUCCCUGGACGCGCAGCGACUAUUUAUUACCGCCCGCCACCCUCAAAGACCUCAAAAACAGACCGAGACAUCGUGAUCGGCACGCUGGGCGUGUUGCACCCCACCGUACUCGAAAAGUUCGAGAUCACAUACCCUUGCUCAGCCCUAGAAUUCAACAUGGAAGUGUUCCUGAAGCGGUCAUAG
This is a messenger RNA of Suillus discolor, 1710 nucleotides long. RefSeq lists its product as uncharacterized. Gene Ontology annotation, molecular function: ATP binding; magnesium ion binding; RNA binding. The record is from RefSeq and is a predicted model, not a curated record. The coding region runs from base 1 to 1710 and encodes 569 amino acids. Gene Ontology annotation, biological process: phenylalanyl-tRNA aminoacylation. The transcript is spliced from 9 exons. Lineage: Eukaryota; Fungi; Basidiomycota; Agaricomycetes; Boletales; Suillaceae. Gene Ontology annotation, cellular component: phenylalanine-tRNA ligase complex; cytoplasm.